Messenger RNA from Aphanomyces astaci, 1398 nucleotides. Its product is annotated as CAMK/CAMK1 protein kinase. The transcript has 3 exons. Bases 29 to 1186 code for a protein of 385 amino acids. The record is from RefSeq and is a predicted model, not a curated record. Gene Ontology annotation, biological process: protein phosphorylation; glycogen biosynthetic process. Gene Ontology annotation, cellular component: phosphorylase kinase complex. NCBI's taxonomy places the organism in Eukaryota, Oomycota, Saprolegniomycetes, Saprolegniales, Verrucalvaceae. Gene Ontology annotation, molecular function: calmodulin binding; ATP binding; phosphorylase kinase activity.
UUUCGACCCGUCAACACAAGAAGACAGCAUGGGUUGCGGCAGAUCAAAGGGAUUGUGUCCUAGCUUUGGGCGUCAUGGAGCUGAUCAAGCCGACGAAGAUGCAGCUGCGUCGCAGGCACCCGCCGAGAAGCAGGAAGGCGAAGGGUUGUCGACGCCCCCAGACACACCGCAGGACGACUUGCAGUCUCCAGCCGUCGGUGAACAGCUCGGUGUGCUUUCCACCCAACGCUUCGAAGACGUGUACGCGUUGGCGACGAACCAAGUUCUCGGUGAGGGGGGUUCCGCCAAGGUGUACGUUGGCACCCAUCGUCGCACACAUCAACGUGUUGCGGUCAAGGUGUUUGUCAAGGCACAGAUGCGCGAUUCCGAAGUGAGCGACCUGUUCGAGGAAGUGAACAUUUUGAAGCAGAUGAAGCACGCUCACAUCCUGGAACUGUUUGCGUUCUUCCACGAGUCCACGCAUUUCUACAUCGUCACGGACCUCCUGGAAGGCGGCGAACUGUUUGACCGGAUCAUCGAAAAGGAAUUCUACAGCGAAAAAGAGGCGCGCGACCUCGUGAAAAUUCUCCUCACCGCGAUCCAGUACAUGCACAGCCUCAACAUUGUACACCGCGACCUCAAGCCGGAGAACAUCCUCUUGCAAAGCCUCACGGACGACACGUCCAUCAAACUUGCUGACUUUGGGUUUGCCAAAUCCGACAUUCAUGGCACCAUGACGGCGAAAUGCGGGUCUCCAUCGUACAUUGCGCCAGAAAUCCUAUCCCAACCCCAGUACGGCCGCGCCGUGGACAUCUGGAGCGCCGGCGUGAUCACAUACAUCCUUCUCUGCGGAUACCCUCCAUUCCAAGGGGCGACGGACGCCGAGCUGUUUGCCAACAUCCAGCGCGGCCAGUUCGAGUUUGACGCGCCCUAUUGGGACGACGUCAGCGCCGUAGCCAAGGCGUUCGUGUCGAGCAUGCUCGUGCUGAACCCAGCGGAGAGAGCGACGGCGGAUGCGCUGCUGCAGCAUCCGUGGAUCACGGGUGUCGUGUCGUCGGUGCCGCUCAAGACGGCCGUGCAAGAGCUCAAGCGGUUCAACGCACGCCGAAAGUUCAAAGCCGCCGUCAAGACUGUCCAGGCCACGGCGUCGCUGCUCGGCCGAGCGCGGACUCGCGGGUCGUCGCUGGCAGUGGACAACACAGUUUAGAUAGUUAUCAUGGUCGUACAUGGAUUAUUUGGUGAUGGACUGGCCCCUCCCUGUAGCAUUCGCUAAGAACUUGCAUAUUGCUGGGAAGAACGGAGUGCGGCACCUCCCGGAAGUGACACUUCUGUAUACCAAGAUCGGAGAGCUUUAAUGUUUUGAGUUCUGAUUGGCUAAAUUGAAUGGUUUUAUUAAGUAAUACAGGUUUUUAUAAUCCA